AUGCCACAAGAUGUCAUCAAGUAUGGAUUCACCAUUGAGGGCUACUCCCUCCUGCCUGUAAGCCACUCUGGAAAGAUGGAGGAGAGAGUUCUGAUCAAAAAUGAAGUUACAGCAUUAGAAAAGGAUGAUGUGCUUGAAGGUUUGAUCUGUCUGGUUGGAAAUGAGGAACAAUUUGUAAUUAGGCUGCUGGGUUACAUUGCAGGUUACCAAGUAGGGGGAAGACAACCAGCAAAGACUCAAUGGUAUGAUCGCAAGAACUAUGUGUUUGUUGAGUUCUGCGUAGAAGAUAGCAAGGAUGUUUAUGUUAAAAUUGAAAAAUUCAGGCUGAUCUUUAGUUGCAAAACGGCAGAUAAUACCGAACUUUACAAUAACAUUGAACUGUACAGCAAAGUGGAGCCAAAUGAUUCGAGGCACAAGCGCUCAGAUAGGUCCAUUACUCUGUUCAUGAGGAAAAUUGAAGGUAAAAAAGCCUGGCCAAGGUUAACAAAAGACAAAACCAAGCACGCGUGGUUAGCUGUGGACUUUGAUAACUGGAGAGAUUGGCACGAUGAUGAUGAGCAGAUGAUUGACUUGGAGCACUAUGCAAAUAUGUUGAAAGAUCUAAAGGACACCGGGAAGCCUCCUACAAUGGAUGAUCUAGACGAUUAGCUUCAGGAUAAUGUUGAAGGUUUAUAGUCAGAAGAACACCAGCAGCACAAAACAGGAAGAAGCCACAAAAGCUGUCAAAACAAUUUUUUUGUAUUGAAUUUUUUAAUCUUUUAGAAAAUGCUUCCUCAUAAUAGCAACUGCUGAAGAUUGGCAUAUUGUCUAAUGUCUAUUUAAAUUGAAUCAUUGGCUGUAUUUGAGGUAUGAAAGAAAACUGUGAUCUCCAGACUGUUCAGUACAUGCCUUGAAAUUGCACAUAAUUGUGACCAGGAUUGUACUAUACUGUCUA
Pristis pectinata (smalltooth sawfish) is the source of this 934-nucleotide messenger RNA. RefSeq names its product prostaglandin E synthase 3 like (gene ptges3l). Gene Ontology annotation, biological process: chaperone-mediated protein complex assembly; protein folding. The transcript is spliced from 9 exons. NCBI's taxonomy places the organism in Eukaryota, Metazoa, Chordata, Chondrichthyes, Rhinopristiformes, Pristidae. Gene Ontology annotation, cellular component: cytosol; nucleus. The coding region runs from base 1 to 648 and encodes 215 amino acids. Gene Ontology annotation, molecular function: Hsp90 protein binding; protein-folding chaperone binding. The record is from RefSeq and is a predicted model, not a curated record.